Molecule: messenger RNA, 2797 nt
Organism: Pelobates fuscus (common spadefoot toad)
Lineage: Eukaryota; Metazoa; Chordata; Amphibia; Anura; Pelobatidae
Gene: NVL
Product: nuclear VCP like
Exons: 23
Coding region: 36-2591 (851 amino acids)
Biological process (GO): ribosome biogenesis
Cellular component (GO): nucleus
Molecular function (GO): ATP binding; RNA binding; preribosome binding
Source: RefSeq, a predicted model, not a curated record
GGCACUUCCGGGUAGGGAGAUCUGCAAGGAGCAUCAUGAAACCGGUCUCUGGAUCCCCAGGGAUAGACAGGAGACUGAAACACCGGCUUGAACAGUAUUUGAGCAGCAACAGAUGUGGUAGCUUUGUGGAUAUCGCUGCUGUAGCCGCUGAUCUCCAGAAAGCAUUCAGGUUAGAUUAUGGCAGGAGAAAACAAAAUGCUUUUAGAAUACAGGUAGAAAAAGUUUUUAAAGUUAUUUGCAGCGAGAACGAUGAGUUGGCGCACCUGGAGGAUGAGCAUACAGCCAAGAGAGCGCGAAGAGGAAAUGGAGGAGAUUUGGAGAGUUUUUCUGAGGACUCCACAGACAGCGAUGUCUACACAGAUCAACCGUCAUCCAAUCACCUGAAUAACUCACUGCUGUCCUUGUACCGGAAAGGAAAUGCUGAUUCCAUUUUGGAUACCCCUUCCAAAAAUGAGAAUCCAGACACCAGCACCCCUGCUCCUAUCAAAGCAGCACGUGGUGACGCUGACGGUACUCCACGGGGCACUAAGACCUCAGAAGGCGGCUGGUUCAUUGAUAAAACCCCGAGCAGGGCUAUCGAGAAGAGCAUCUUAAUAGACUUGAGUGAGGAUGUGGAAGGAGACCAGACAACCGAACCCAAACAGAAUUCCGUAGACGUCUCUCUCCUGGAGAGUGAGAAAAAGAAACUGAAGUUUAAGAAGAUCCGAAAAGGAAAGUCUGGCUCUCACGAUGUAGACAAGGACAUAGAAUCUGCUCUGAUGAACAAAGUGAAAGGGAAAGUCCACGAGCUGCAGAGGUCCUCAUUCUCGUUUCAGGAUAUUGGGGGGAAUGACCAUACUCUCAAGGAAGUCUGUAAGAUGAUGAUCCACAUGCGACACCCAGAGGUAUACCAGCACCUAGGUGUGGUGCCGCCUCGAGGCUUUCUACUGCACGGACCUCCAGGAUGUGGGAAAACCUUACUGGCUCAGGCCAUUGCUGGGGAACUUGAUCUGCCAAUGUUAAAAGUUGCUGCCACAGAAAUGGUAUCUGGUGUUUCCGGGGAGUCCGAGCAGAAACUCAGAGAGCUCUUUGACCAAGCUCUGUCCAGUGCCCCGUGUAUCCUCUUCAUAGAUGAGAUCGAUGCCAUCACCCCCAAAAGGGAGGUCGCCUCCAAAGACAUGGAGAGGAGAAUUGUGGCCCAACUACUAACCUGCAUGGAUGACUUAAACAGUUCAGCAGUGACUGCCCAGGUCCUCGUCAUUGGAGCUACGAAUCGCCCAGACGCCCUGGACCCAGCUCUGAGACGCGCUGGGAGGUUUGACCGCGAGAUUUGUCUGGGUAUACCAGAUGAAGGAGCAAGACUAAGGAUUCUGCAGACUUUGUGUAGGAAAUUGAAGCUCCCAGAAUCCUUUGAUUUCCAGUGCCUGGCACACCUGACACCGGGGUAUGUAGGAGCCGAUUUAAUGGCACUUUGCCGUGAAGCCGCCACGUGUGCCGUGAACCGAGUGCUCAUCAGACGUGAUGAUCCGCAACCACAGGAGGCCUGCCUAGAAGAAUCUACCGAAUGUGCAGAAUCAAAACCCCAAACGCACAAAAUAGAGAUGGAACACACGAACGAAGAGUUUCACAAACUGCUGGAGCUGCUGAAGAGCCAGGACCCCUUACCUGAGGAUGUUCUGCAGAGCUUGCGCAUCGAGAUGGACGAUUUCCUGAACGCUCUGCCCUCUGUCCAGCCUUCUGCCAAGAGAGAAGGCUUCGCAACUGUCCCCGACGUGACCUGGGCAGACAUCGGAGCCUUGGAGACAAUCCGCGAGGAGCUUACAAUGGCCAUACUGGCGCCUGUGAGGAACCCCGAGCAGUUUAAGGCUCUCGGUCUGAUGGCCCCCGCUGGCGUGUUACUCGCAGGCCCCCCCGGCUGUGGCAAAACAUUGCUUGCAAAAGCUGUAGCCAAUGAGUCUGGACUUAAUUUCAUCUCCGUCAAAGGCCCCGAGCUGUUAAACAUGUAUGUUGGUGAGAGCGAGCGAGCUGUGCGUCAGGUCUUUCAAAGAGCUGCCAACUCUGCCCCCUGUGUCAUAUUCUUUGAUGAAAUUGAUGCUUUGUGUCCUCGUAGGUCAGGGCAUGAGGCCGGAGCCAGCGUACGAGUUGUCAAUCAGCUGCUGACUGAGAUGGACGGACUGGAGAGCCGACGACAAGUCUUCAUCAUGGCAGCAACGAACCGACCAGAUAUCAUUGACCCAGCCAUUCUUCGACCUGGGCGAUUGGACAAAACCCUCUAUGUGGGUCUUCCGCCCCCGGCUGAUCGCUUUGCCAUUUUAAAGACAAUCACCAAGAAUGGCACCCGACCACCCCUGGAAUCGGAUAUCAACCUGGAAGAAAUUGCCUCCGAUGUGCGCUGUGAUUGUUUUACGGGCGCAGAUCUCUCCGCUCUGGUUCGAGAAGCGUCAGUGAGUGCGUUGAGAUAUAAAAUGCUGCAACAGAAUCCAGAUAUUGGCACAGGUGAAAUCAAAGUAAGCCAGAAACACUUUGAAGUGGCGUUUACCAAAGUAAAGCCCUCUGUCUCCAAGAAGGAUCAACUGAUGUACGAGAUUCUUCGGCAGUCUCUGAGCCAGUGAUCGAUGAGACCUUUUUAGAACUCUUCAUUGAACAGUUUUGGAGCAGAUUGCUGUAUGAACAACUUUUUUUUUGUUUUUUUAAUUGAAAAGAUGUUUGUUGUCUUUUCAGUCCAGCAGUUUUGUGUUUUUCUUUAAAAAUGCUAGCUGUACUUUGCAAAUGGAAGCCAUAUAUGUUGCUUAAAUAACUAAAUUAAAUGGCCAUUUUA